Messenger RNA from Choloepus didactylus (southern two-toed sloth), 588 nucleotides. It is a transcript of the gene MIF, whose product is annotated as macrophage migration inhibitory factor. The coding region runs from base 140 to 487 and encodes 115 amino acids. Lineage: Eukaryota; Metazoa; Chordata; Mammalia; Pilosa; Megalonychidae. The record is from RefSeq and is a predicted model, not a curated record. The transcript has 3 exons. Gene Ontology annotation, molecular function: cytokine activity; phenylpyruvate tautomerase activity.
CCGGGGCGGGGCGGGCGCGGCGCGGGGCGGCGGUCACGUAGCUCAGGUUCCCGGGCUGCAGCCGCGGCGCGUGCGAGCCUCGGAAUAUUCUCUGUCCGGGCGUCCGUCCGUCCGUCCGCUCGCGCGCCCGCCCGCCAUCAUGCCGAUGUUCGUGGUGAACACCAACGUGCCCCGCGCCUCCGUGCCGGACGGGCUCCUCUCCGAGCUCACCCAGCAGCUGGCGCAGGCCACCGGCAAGCCGGCCCAGUACAUCGCGGUGCACGUGGUCCCGGACCAGGUCAUGGCCUUCGGCGGCUCCACCGAGCCGUGCGCGCUCUGCAGCCUGCACAGCAUCGGCAAGAUCGGCGGCCCGCAAAACCGCGCCUACAGCAAGCUGCUGUGCGGGCUCCUGGCCGAGCGCCUGCGCGUCAGCCCCGACAGGAUCUACAUCAACUACUACGACAUGAACGCGGCCAACGUGGGCUGGAACGGCUCCACCUUCGCCUGAGGGCGCCGACGGCCACGGCGUGCGCGCCCCCCAGCACCUCCACCCCCAUCCCCCGGCCCCCACGUCUCCCGUCGGGAGAAAUAAACGGUUCCGAGACCACG